AUGCGCGAAAAUAUUUGUGCGGCAUGUGUGCCUUCAUGCGCCGGUUCCUUGCCGUUCUCCGCUGCUUUUUUUUUUCUCAAACAGGCCACUGACACUACCGGUGCAGUCGAGACCUUUGGCGCGAAGCUCCACCGCCACCUUUCGCCCGCCAACUGGCUCAAGAAUUCCGGCCUAACAGGCAUCAACGCCGACGGCAACCGUCGUCUGUCCUGGAACUAUGGCGGCGGUUCGAGCGACAGCGGCGGUGGUUCGAGGGACAGCAGCGGUGGUGAAUCGGGCCCCAGCCACAACUCCGGCGGCGGUAAGUGA
This is a messenger RNA of Ectocarpus sp. CCAP 1310/34, 309 nucleotides long. The record is from the annotation of a GenBank genome assembly. Lineage: Eukaryota; Phaeophyceae; Ectocarpales; Ectocarpaceae.